CGUCAUUACCGCGACGUGUAGUCUUGUUCCAGGUCCGUGUUGUAGUUCUCUGUGUAUGGUAGGCAGGCUAGUAGGGAGUGCUUUUGUUAAAAUACGUUGUAGGUAUCAGAGCGUAUUGCUGUAUGAAAGAUGAAACUGGAGCUGAGUCGUGUGGUUCAGGGAGGAUACCGCCUCGGUGUCCUGAGGGAGAUCGGCAGGGCGUCCACCAGCUCACUGGAGGUGCCCGGCUGCUUACUGUACACCCGCUGUGGUACUGUACCCCACCUGACCCAGGACACCCUGCACACACUGAGCCCUCUGCCCUCCGUCACACAGCUCACCCUAUCCACAGUAGCGGAGCACCAGGAAGUGUUGGAGGAAUAUAAGGAUGGAUUCAAGAAGUUUGCAGGUCUUCAUGACACAGUGCUGUACUGCUCCCUCCAUGACCCCUUGACCCCGAGACCUGCGGGCCACGUCACCAACAAGACGGUGUCGGUGUGGGGCAGCGGGGGGCGGAUAGAGCUGACGGUGGGCCGGUUCAUGGCCCUGCAGAAGGCGCUGAGGCCAGACCUGUACCAGAGCAUGGCCGAUGGGGAGACCUGGCAGGGGGACGCCACCUCCAGGAAGAGGCUCCGCAAAUCAGUGGACCGGACUCUGGCCCAUCUCGACGAAUGUCUGCUCAUCCACCAACAGACGGCGGAGCUGCAGGGGGCGGAGGUGCUGGGGGUGGUGGAGGGAGGGGACAGCCUGGAGGAGAGGCUCCGGUCGGCCAGGGAGACGGCCAAGCGACCAGUGGGCGGCUUCUGCCUGGACGGCUUCCAGACGGGCUCCAUGGACGGCCCGCUGAGGACGCAGCUCAUCAGCGCCGUGGCCGUGGAGCUGCCAGAAGACAAGCCCAGGCUGCUCCAGGGUGUCGGCAGGCCCGACGAGGUGGUGGCGUGUGUGGAGGCCGGGGUGGACCUGUUCGAGAGCUUCUUCCCCUUCCAGGUGACGGAGCGGGGCUGCGCCUUGACCUUUGACCUGGACCUCUCCCUGGACCCCGAGAGAGCAGGUAUCACGCCCAGUACCCCAGUGCUGGAGCUGGAGCUUGGUGAGGAGCUGGAUGAGACGUGGCAGCCCGAGCGGGGCAGAGAUGCUGAGCUGGAAGACGGAGCAGAGACGAUGACGCCUUUUGAGAUGGAUCUGAAGGACACCAAGUACCGGGGGGACUUCAGACCGCUGGUGGAGGGCUGCGGCUGCUACUGCUGCACCAACCACCAGAGGGCCUAUCUGCACCACCUCCUGGUGACCAAUGAGCUGCUGGCGGGGGUGCUGCUGAUGCUCCACAACACCGCCCAGUACACCGCCUUCUUCAGGGCCCUGCGAGCCGCGCUGGCCAACGACCAGCUCGAGCUGUUUAAGACGAGAGUCCUCCGUAUCAAACGGGUGGUGUAGAACCACCCCCCCCCCAGGGACAGGAGAUGAGUCUGUGGAGGCAGCCCAGAGGGCCACACAUGAGCCCAACUCAGAGUUCAAGUGAUCAACGAGGCGGGGAGGAGAGAAGUUCUAGAGAGACAGCGAGGCAACGAGAGUUUUGCAUUGUUUGUUGUGUGCAGUAUCGAUGCGACUGUCUACCUGCAUGCAUUCUGCAGGCAUUAGUUGGGCCCCCGAGAGCCUCCUUCUCCAAUCACUCAGAGAAUCACUACCCUGCAGGAUUCCUUAAGAUAUGUAAGACAUCGACUACAUUUUUGCUUGAAGAAGACUCAACCACGAGAAGAUGUUGUUAUUGUUGUUUCUAAGACCUGACGUUUGGCGACUAUUUCCCCGUUGUUGCAGCGUAUUGAUCUCUCCAGUGUGUAUGCUCUUGCAUUACCUUCUACGUUUGACUCAUAUUCAUGAAUAUUUUUAAUGCUUGGCUGUGCCUACAAAGAGAUUGAGUCUCACAAGCUGUAAUAAAAUUGAAGAAUCUAUUCAUCUA
Gadus morhua (Atlantic cod) is the source of this 1936-nucleotide messenger RNA. RefSeq names its product queuine tRNA-ribosyltransferase accessory subunit 2 (gene qtrt2). The record is from RefSeq and is a predicted model, not a curated record. NCBI's taxonomy places the organism in Eukaryota, Metazoa, Chordata, Actinopteri, Gadiformes, Gadidae. Bases 130 to 1413 code for a protein of 427 amino acids. The transcript has 9 exons.